AUAUUUAUUUUAGUGUUUUUUGCUACGUAAAUACAUUUGUGAAUCGCGCCCCUAGGCAGCGAACGCGUAGUCUGCGUUUCCACGUAGCUGCAUGUCAACAUGGUCGAGGAGAGCAGUGGAGCAGCCACGAGUUGAUGUGGCAUUCAGGACAGCAGCCUAAACACACUGAACUUGAACCUGGAGACGAAGUAGUUUUUUGCAGAACAGGUUUAAAGCGAGUAGCCACCAUGUUGCUGCAGAGACUGUCUCUAUGCUCGCGGCUCUCUGUGGGCCCAAAAAGCCUCCGGACCUCCACAAGAUCUGUUUCACAGGGAAAGAAUCCCACUACCUCUCCACUUGUCAGACUCCAUGCUGUUCGUCAAUGGAGUAAUGUGCCUUUUCUUACAGUGCCACUGGCGCGUGCCCAUGGUAAGUCAUUCGCCCACCGCAGCGAGCUUCGCCAGGCCAAAAGGAUUGUGGUCAAGCUGGGCAGUGCUGUGGUAACUCGAGGUGAUGAGUGCGGCCUUGCACUUGGGAGGCUCGCCUCCAUUGUUGAACAGGUAGCGAUGCUGCAGAAUCAGGGCAGAGAAAUGAUGAUCGUCACUAGUGGAGCUGUGGCAUUUGGGAAGCAGAGACUCAGGCAUGAGAUUCUUCUCUCUCAGAGUGUCAGACAGGCUCUCCACUCUGGACAAAAUCAGCUCAAGGACAUGUCUCUGCCUGUUUUGGAGGCAAGGGCAUGUGCUGCUGCAGGCCAGAGUGGUUUGAUGGCAUUGUAUGAAGCCAUGUUCACUCAGUACAGCACCUGCACAGCACAGAUCUUGGUCACAAACUUGGACUUCCAUGAUGAUCAGAAGAGACGGAACCUAAAUAGCACCUUGCAUGAGCUGCUGCGUAUGAACAUUGUGCCCAUCAUCAAUACCAACGAUGCAGUGGUGCCUCCUCCAGAGCCCAACAGCGAUCUGCAGGGGGUAAACGUCAUUAGCAUUAAGGACAAUGACAGUUUGGCAGCUCGGCUUGCUGUGGAGAUGAGAGCUGAUCUCCUCAUUGCUCUCUCUGAUGUAGAAGGUCUUUAUGACAGCCCUCCUGGGACAGAUGAUGCCAAAUUGCUUGACACUUUCUACCCUGGUGACCAGCAGUCUAUAACAUAUGGCACAAAAUCAAGGGUUGGCAUUGGGGGAAUGGAAGCUAAGGUGAAGGCUGCUCUUUGGGCUCUUCAGGGAGGCACUUCUGUAGUAAUUGCCAAUGGCACCCACCCCAAAGUCACUGGGCAUGUCAUCACUGAUAUUGUGGAGGGCAAGAAAGUGGGCACAUUCUUUUCAGAGGUCAAGCCUGCUGGGCCCACAGUGGAGCAGCAGACAGACAUGGCUCGCACUGCAGGGAGGACUCUGGCUUCCCUACUCCCAGAGCAGAGGAGUGAGAUCAUUUACGCCUUGGCUGACCUUCUGACUGAGAAAAGAGAAGAAAUUCUUUCUGCCAAUAAGAAAGACUUGGAGUUCGCUAUUAAUUCAGGGCGUAUGCCUGCUUCGAUGCUGAAACGGCUGAGCUUGUCCCCAUCUAAGCUGAACAGUUUGGCCAUUGGCCUUCGGCAGAUUGCAGUGUCCUCUCAGGACAGUGUGGGAAGAGUCCUGCGGAGGACCCGUGUGGCCAACAACCUGGAUCUAGAGCAGAUCACUGUUCCCAUUGGAGUACUGCUUGUCAUCUUUGAAUCCCGACCAGACUGCCUGCCUCAGGUUUCUGCUUUAGCUAUCGCAAGUGGGAAUGCUUUGCUCCUGAAAGGUGGAAAAGAGGCAGCUAACACCAACCGCAUUUUACAUGAGCUAGCCCAAGAAGCUCUGUCCGUGCAUAAUGUCAGAGAUGCCAUCCAGCUGGUGAGCACACGAGAGGAGGUGGAGGAUCUGUGUCGUCUGGAGAAAAUGAUUGAUCUGAUUAUUCCUCGUGGGUCGUCUCAGCUGGUCAGAGACAUCCAGCGUGCUGCUAAGGGAAUUCCUGUGCUGGGCCACAGUGAGGGCAUCUGUCACGUCUAUGUUGACCAUGAGGCCAGCAUUGAUAAAGUCCUCAAAAUUGUCAGGGACUCAAAAUGUGACUACCCUGCAGCCUGCAAUGCAAUGGAAACCCUCCUGGUUCACAGAGAUGUGCUCCGAACUCCGCUUUUUGACCAGAUCAUUGACAUGCUGAGAACAGAACAAGUGAAGAUACAUGCUGGCCCUAGGUUUGCAUCAUACCUGACAUUCAGCCCUUCAGAGGUGAAAUCUCUGCGUACAGAGUAUGGAGAUUUGGAGUGCUGCAUAGAAGUGGUGGACAGCAUGCAGGAGGCUGUGGAUCACAUUCAUAAAUAUGGCAGUUCACAUACUGAUGUCAUCAUUACUGAAAAUGAGGAGACAGCAGAGCAGUUUCUGCAGUUGGUGGACAGUGCCUGUGUGUUCUGGAAUGCCAGCUCACGGUUUGCAGAUGGAUAUCGCUUCGGUCUUGGUGCGGAGGUUGGCAUCAGCACUGCUCGUAUCCAUGCCCGUGGGCCUGUAGGGCUCGAAGGGCUCCUGACUACUAAGUGGGUUUUGCGAGGAGAUGGCCAAACUGCUGCAGAUUUCUCUGAGCAGGGCAGCAUGAAGUUUCUGCAUGAGAACCUUCCUGUUGCACAACCUCUGACUGGACAGAGAACAUCUAACUAGAACUACUAAAAAAGAAAUGUAAUUUUUUAUGUUGUCAUUGCUCAGAUGCUCAUCCACUCCUCAAAAGAGCCCCUCUGUGACCUGAAAUCAUUGCUUAUUGGUACUUGUUGGGAGUCCAGUAUGUUUUAAUUAGAACAUAAUGGCAUUUGCAUUAAUUUACAAUUGACUUCUAAAUGGGGUUUCACAGUUAGCAUUUAGGCUAUGCUUCUACCUCAGCGUAGUUAAUUGGCCUGAUGCAGUAAUGAGCAAAGCAGUUCAGAUAUCUCAAUUUGUAUUUGUUCGUUGAAUGCUGUGGCUUAUCCAUAAGUUCCAUGUUAUGAGAAAUAACCGUUCAGUAAUGGACACUUUGGCUUUCUACCUUCGUAGCAGUAGUGUACAGUAGCUUCACAUUUAGGGAAAUGUUUUCAUUCCUGUGGUUACGCCGGCUCCAUUUUUGCAUUAUUGCUGAGAUUCUGCUUCAGGCUUAUUAGCAUUGUUCAUUCCUGAUUCUAUAUGGUACUGAUAGUCAUUAAAAUUGUGUAGCUGUGUAUGAAUUUAGUAUGGCAAAAUCAAAACUUCAGGUGUAUCCAAGAAUGACAUGCCUCCUUUAACAGUGUAUAGAAUUAUGGUUCUGUGCAAAAGUUUGGGCACGCCCUGUCAAAUUAUGUUUUCUUGAUUUUCUGUAAAUAAGUUAAUCUAUCAUCUACAGAGAACACAUUUCUGCACAUUUUAAUACACAGUUACUGUUUAUUUGCUGAAUGUAGCAUUGGGGAAAGAGUGAAAAAAGUGGCUUGGGCAGAAGUUACGGCAUAUUUUGUACUUUAUUUUUUGUAUGUGUUAAACUCAAUGAAUAAAUAGAAAUUGUACACUUAAAAAUUGCAGAACAUUUUAGGUUUGUUCCCUGUAUAGGAUGUUAACUUAUUUUCAGUCAACAAAAAGUGUCAUUUGAUGAGGGCUGGUCAAACUGUUGCUUACGACUGUAUAAACAUUUAUUUGUAGUGCCCACUCCACCGCAUCAAAUACAGAGAAAGUGCACCAUAACUGUUGCUAGUAUGAUAUGUAAUAGAUCAAUGCUUUGAUAAUUGAUCUGUCUCUGGGAAGCUGUCCAGCUCAAAGGAACAAUAAUAGCAAGAGUAAACUUAAACUGUAAAUUGAUCACCUAGACACAGCUAUGCCCAAGAUUUGAGUUAAUGUGUUAUAUUAGUGUAAGUGGACAAUUGCCAAAAGGUGCAGUGCUUUUAAAACCAGUAGUAUAUUUAUUACUUAAGACAAUUACUAUUUUAAGAGAAGUCAUGUUUUCAUGAAGGAGACAUUGGGCUAAAUGAGAAUUUUGGUUGGUUUUUGCUGUUUACCUACAGUACCUAAACUAAUGAAAAAAGAUGAAAUCUUCCCCUUAGCAGCAACAAAAAGUCAUUUUUUAAUAUGAACGUGAUAAUGGGAAUGUGUGGCACAGUGGUCAGCCUCCAGUCGUUUCAGCCAAAGCCAUCAUAGGUUUGCCAUCAUAGAUUUGUCAAUUGCAUCAUCUGCUGGAGAGUUUAUCAUCUGAGAUGUCAAAGUGCUUUAACAUUCCAAAGAAGGUGUUGUUGAUAAGCGGAGUACACUGAUGAAGAUGUACAGGACCUUUUGUAUUAUAUUUGCUUUGUACAAUAAACGUUUUGCAUACAUGUCUAA
Molecule: messenger RNA, 4295 nt
Organism: Pygocentrus nattereri (red-bellied piranha)
Lineage: Eukaryota; Metazoa; Chordata; Actinopteri; Characiformes; Serrasalmidae
Gene: aldh18a1
Product: aldehyde dehydrogenase 18 family, member A1
Exons: 18
Coding region: 135-2645 (836 amino acids)
Cellular component (GO): mitochondrion; cytoplasm
Molecular function (GO): glutamate 5-kinase activity; glutamate-5-semialdehyde dehydrogenase (NADP+) activity; ATP binding
Source: RefSeq, a predicted model, not a curated record